Molecule: messenger RNA, 4569 nt
Organism: Alternaria burnsii
Lineage: Eukaryota; Fungi; Ascomycota; Dothideomycetes; Pleosporales; Pleosporaceae
Exons: 4
Coding region: 1-4569 (1522 amino acids)
Source: RefSeq, a predicted model, not a curated record
AUGCUGGAAUGCGCGAUCCCAGAGCAUCUCCGCAAGGAAAGAACAUGCCCGGUUAGCACACCGCCCAACUAUGUUCCGCCUUUCCCUGCGUAUUGCGCCAGCUUUCCCACCAAGAUGGACGCGCUCGUCAUGGCAGUUAUAGGAGCACAGUAUGCCUCUGUCACUGGAAACGAUGGCACGGCCAUCUCUAAGCUGCAGGAUUUUGUCAAUAAAGCGCCAGAGUCAAAGCGACCGUCGUUUUGGGAAGUGGCUUCCGUUGUCGACAAGAGAGGCGCGUACAGCAUUGCUGUCAUUGCAUACUGGCGCAGCGCAGACGUGCACAAGAAAUGGCAGCAAGAAUCUGGUUUCGAUACAUGGUGGCAGAGUCCAGACAGGGAACAAGAUGGACAUGGCUGGUUCCAAGAAAUCCUGUGUCCAACAAUCGAUCGUUUUGAGACGGUAUUUUCGAACUCCGAGAAUCCAGAAGGGGGCGCCAACAUGCAGGAGAAGAUCUCGGGCGAGAUAAAAGAACAUGCAUACUGGGGUAGCAUGCGCGACCGGCUGGCAGCUGCUCAAGACAAUAGACUUGAUGGCACCAAAUUGAGUUCUGCCAACAGCAGCGCCAAUGGCUCGCCUGUUAGCGACAACGUUCCAAAGCGCGUUCGUGUACCCGGCAAGCCCAACUUGUGUGUAAUUCGGUCGGGUCAGGAUUGGUCCGACACGCUACCUGAAGAACGCAAGCUCUAUCUCAAUACCAUACAUCUCGUGCUCAUGGAAGGUAUGAGGUUUCUGCGCGAUGAAGGUCGCGAAAUUGGGUGCUAUGCGAUGAACUUGUGGGACGUAGUGGACUCUAGCUCGUUCGCAGCAAACCGUGAGAGGACGUUCGGUCUCGGAUACUUUGAUGACCUGGCAUCUCUCGAGUACUGGAGUAAGAGCCACCAAAGUCAUAUCAAUAUUUUCGGAGGCUUUCUGAUGUAUGCGAAGAAGCUCAACAACGUGUUAUCGCUUCGACUGUUCCACGAGGUUUACGUGCUAGAGCCGAACCAGCAAUUCUUCGAGUACAUUGGAUGCCAUACCGAGACGAAUCGAUACAAAGGGCCAAGACCCUCCGCCCAAUCUUCUGACUUCAGCUCCAUUCGGACCACUUCCCAGUCUCGAACAUGGCUUGGUGGCGCCGUGACCCGACCUUCAGUCCCAUUCAACGUUACGCGCAACGCGUCCUACGGUCCCACGAGGCUGCUCUCCGUACGCGAUGCUUCUCUCCGUCCAUCUGGCAUGUCUAAUCUUGAGUGGCUGCAGCUACAGCAAUACCAGCGAUGGCGAAAGAGGCUGAUGGACGACCCAUACCAGGCUAUCUUUGGUGCUAGCAACGAUAUGUUAAGUGGCAAGGGGCUCAAAGACUGGGAAUGGACCAGCAAAAGCUUUCCAAAGUGGUUGCUGAGAGAGCUGGACAUCCAUGACGACACCACAUCGUCGCCUAAAAAUGAUAAAGAUGGCAAUCCCAAUCCGAGAUAUCCGAGACGAGUUGAGGUCAGGAAUGAGAGUUCCCACGAGCACAAGGAACGAGCAUCUUACUUUCCACAACCAUCCUUCCGGACAAAUCAACUGCUCCGUGACGACCCGACUGGGGUUGAAUCUCCUUCAGACUUCAGGAGACCUCGAGAUCAGCCUCAUGUCAGGUCUUCCGGCCGCCUUCCAGAAGUGCCGAGCAAACCCGAAGCAAGCGCGACCAACUCAGCAUAUCCUGCAAGUAUUCCACAGAACUACGAUCUCCAGCAGCCUACGCCACCGAAGAGCACAGAGUCCUUCGGAGAGUACAUUACGAAGACGAAAUCCGAUGCGGCCUCAAAGAUCGAAAAGUCUGGCAACAUUACAUCGACUACGGAAGAUUCCUCCAUGGUUCAAUUCCUGACGGAGACACCCGGGCACAAAGAUCCCUAUCUCUACGGUGCAACUGAGGAUGGUACUUGGAGAGAAACUUCGCUACAGAGGAGAUUUUCAAAAGAUCUGGUAGCAAAGCCUGAGAUUUACAAUGUCCCUUUGCAAAAAGCAGAAGACAAGCCCUCGGCACCGGAGUCAGCGACUGUGGAGAUUCAUGAGGCACCCUCAGUGUCACCUACAGAAGAACAUGUUACAUCCAUUCCUACAGACUCGGGCCUUUCAAGCACGAGGCGGCAUGUUUCUCAAGAGCAAUUUUCAACACAACAAGAGCAUGCCCCUCAAGGCACUACUUCGUCUUCCCGGUCUACUUCCAAGAUUUUGAGUCAGCUGCCUGAAGAUGACUUGGACUUCUUGAGUGCAGAUCAUAUACGUGCAAACAUGGCCGCGAGAAGGAGCAAAGUCCUUAGCGACGAUCUCAAAAAGGCCGAACGGGCCAAAUUAGAGAAGACUUUUGAGGAUACUCACAAGAAACACAAUGUCAUCGACCCGAUGCUUGAGGCUAAGGUCAUCAACGAUCAGUUCGUCCGUCGAGUUGAAAGACAAAUGCAGCAACCAGAGAAAACACUUGAGUCUCAGGAGAUUAACAAACCGCAAACAAGUACACCAAGUGAGAAAACACAUUCCGUGGAGACCGAAAGUCAAUUGGAGUCGAGCGUCGAGCGAAUGAAGUCAUGGCUUGAAGAAAGCGGCGCCAAGUUUUCCAGCUUCUUUUGGCAAGACCCUACUGAGGAGGCGGACGUGGUAAAAACACGACAAUUUUUCGACAAGAUCUUGGCGCGUCUCCGUAAAGGCCGUACGACUAUGAAGCAAGUGAUUGAUGAUCUAGAGGCCGACAUUCCAGCAUCUAAGCCUCUCUUGAAGCGCAUGAAAGCGGACGAGGAUCUACUAGACUCUGCUAUCAAUGCCCUUCGGCAGGAUCCGGGAACUGGCAAGAUGCAUUCCUUGACACCGAAGAAAGUCAGAGCUAUUCAAGAACUGCGCCUUAAGUACCAGAGCACAGACAAUGAUCUUAUUAAGGCAUACGAACAGCUCGAGGAAUUGGGCAAGUCCGAUGCGGCAAAGAACAUGUCUUCAGCAUUCAAACGGCGACUCAACAUUGCAUCAAAAAUCACCCAGAAAAAUGCUCACCUUACGCGUUGUUUGAUCUGGAGUCUACAGGGUCAUCUCGAGGACGCGGAAAUCGCCCAGACUAUGCUACCGAAUUACAAAGCUGUUGCAAACAGCUUGUUGACCCUCAAAGACACACAAUUGGCUUUAGCGCGAUUGAUAGAACGCGCCAUGCUCAUUUAUGGUGUAGUACCGCAUACGUGGGAAGAUAUUAAAACCUUCAGUAAAAGUCAGAAUGCGCAAGAUUCGCAGGAUCAUGGGCAGUCAGCCCAAGGUAAAGUAUACACUGGUAUGACUGAGGUUGACAAAGCUCAGCUUCGCGCUAAGGUAGCAGCUGAAGAACGCCUUGCCAACGAGGUCGAUGCACAGAAGUCCGCUAUGCGUGGGCUCUCAGAUGAUGGAUACGCGCGCAUACCGAAGAUGGAACUGAAAAAGUCGUUUGAGGAGCGAGGACCUCUUGCUCACAGCCUAUUCAGGCCUUUCGGACCCGUAUUGGAGAGCCUAGAGAAGGAAAUGCCAUCCAAAGUAGAAACAACCGAGGUCGAGGAGAAGGCGAUUCACCAGCUCAACGACAAGACACCUGUUGAUGACAUCCAAAAGGCAUAUGUGGAUACGCAUGGAUCAAUUGCUGUUGACCACGAGCAUACAGAGAUCCCGAUCAAGGAUAACAAGGCUGAAGAAGACCAUGAAGUGAACAAGUUUGAUAUGCUGAAGGAUGAUCCCAUAAUAGGCGAGACGUUGACCCAGGUGAACGAGCUAGAGAGCUCAGAACUGGUGGCUGAGAAAGAGGUUACAUCAGUUGCUGCUCUAACCCAAACUGCUCAGGAUACCAUGACUGCUGCUCACACUCCAUCAUCUCCUGUAUCCGCUACUUUGGAUCCUAAGCAGGACAAGGCGUCUGAUGACACCUUUGUUGAGGUAUCGUCUCCGGUCACGUCACCUCGUUCAUCAGGAGCGGGCUCACAGAUGCUUUACACAAUCCUUGUGCACGAUCCGGACACUGGCAAGCUUUCGCUCACCACCUCUACAUCGGUUUUACCUCGUGACCUUCCUCCCAUGAUACCACUACACGAAGCGCUAUCGCAGCUCGAUCAGCCUGCGAAGUUCAUUCCACAUAUCAAAGAUGGCCUCGAGAUUGUCACUGCGAAGAAGGAUAUGCUUAUCCUGCGCGAUGCUCUCAACCCCACAUCGCCCACUAAGUCCUUCGCCACCGUGAACACCUCGAGCGCAAUGGAAGGCAACAUUGACAAUACGGUGGAGAGAGGCAAUAUCAAUCCCAUAGAUGGGACAGCCCGUCUCUCACCUACUGGCUACGUCGGACCAGAGGAGAGCCAAGAACAACUUGAGAAAGAGUUCACUGAGCGUAGGCAAGCUGCUGAGCGCGUUGUCAGCACGGAAGAAAGCAGUAACGAACAAGGACCAACCGAACAAGAGACCAAAGGCAAGAGGAAAGGCCGCAAAGGAGUUGGUGUAGUCAAGACAGCCAUCUGGGCUGCCGCGGUAUGCUAUGUGGCUGGUGUACUUGGAGAAGUUGUUAGCUGA